AGGGAACCCAUAAGCAGGUCUGGCUGAAUCUGUCACAGACAAAGCAAGGAGAGGCUGAUGUAAAGCAAGUUUGUAUUCUCUGAAAUGGCAACAAUCUGCCAAACGCACGGUGAGGGGCUCAACCAGUGUCACCUGCGCAGCAUAGGCCGCAAAGCUUCUGUCUCCGGUGUUGCAGAGGUUAUCCAUUUUUAUAAGGCAGUUACCCUGAUUGGAAGAAACAAAGAUGUUGUGGACUAUUUCAUCAGUUGUCCAGUUUCAGAGAGAAGAGAUUACAUUUCCCGGACUCAUGCCAGAGUGAUUCGAACCAAUGAUACUUACAGACUUGUGGAUUCCAGCUUGACAGGUGUUUAUGUGAACGAUGUUAGAAUCAAUGGUACAGUUAGGUUGCAGGAAGGAGAUACUGUGACCUUUGGACAUCCUGCAGGGAAUGGUAUCAGGCCUGGAACACAAGUUCGUCAGCCAAAUUCAGAAUUUUACUUUCUGUUUGAACACUGUUACUGUAGGAUCGAUCAGUUGCGAAGUGCACGUGGAGAGAUGAGGAAUUCGCUACCACAGAUUCAGUUACCGCUGUUGACAUCUGAAGUAUCACCAGUGUACAACUCAGGUCUGGUCUUCGAGAACAAUGUUGGCCUUCCCAUUAUAUCCCAGCUGGCAUGGACUUCUACAGUAGUCCAAAAUAGUGGAGCUCCAUCUACAUCUAGCACACACUGUGGUGAUAGGCAGCCUCCCACACGAAGUCUUCUCUGUGUACAAAUUCUGUUAAUGUGA
Molecule: messenger RNA, 768 nt
Organism: Terrapene triunguis (Three-toed box turtle)
Lineage: Eukaryota; Metazoa; Chordata; Testudines; Emydidae
Exons: 7
Coding region: 85-768 (227 amino acids)
Molecular function (GO): protein binding
Source: RefSeq, a predicted model, not a curated record